Caenorhabditis angaria is the source of this 2640-nucleotide messenger RNA. NCBI's taxonomy places the organism in Eukaryota, Metazoa, Nematoda, Chromadorea, Rhabditida, Rhabditidae. The record is from the annotation of a GenBank genome assembly.
AUGUCGACCACCAAUGAAAUUCGAUCGAAUCAUCGAAAUUAUAGUCUUGAUCUAACUAAUCGCAUAAAAAUAGUUGAUCUGGCAAAUUCGCCGUCUUCUUCAUCUGCUAAAAUAUUAUCAACAACUAUGUCAGGAGGUGCUACUGUAUUGAGAAAACAAUCAUCGAUUUCACAACCGGCUGCAAGACAAAUUCAUCAUCAUCAUCAUAAUAUUUUAAGUCCACAAGCUUUAGCGGUUAGUUUAUGUUUUGGAAGACAUACCUUAUUGAUUGAUUUUUGUCCUAAUGUAAGUUCCAAAAAUCAUCAGAAGAUUCUUUGGAGUUUGUAGGUGAUCCUAGAAAACCCAGGAAUGGUGCCUAUAGAUCUUGUUUCUCUCUAGAUCCUGAUUGUGAGUUCCAAAAAAUACCCGAACAAGUUCUGAGCUGAAAAUCCACAUGGAUAUUUCAAGAAGAUUUUUCUAAGCCAGAAUAUGAGUUUUAUCAAAUUUUUAAAAUUUCAAAAAUUCAUAUAGCUUACAAAGAGUUCGAAUUUCGAAAAAUCUAAAGAAUCAAGGAUUCUGCGCCUAUAUUUCUAAACUGUGAAAUGUUUUUGUUUCUUUGAAAAUUCUCAGAUGGACUCCCAAAUCGAAUUCUAUUCAGGGGUUGCUCAUUUUAAAUAUUUUUUUUCAAAAGUUGAUGUGAUCCUGUUGUUUUUCAUUGCUCAGAGCACACUUCUGCAGCGGAAUUUUUGAAAUUCUCAUCUUCGCCUUCUAAACUACAUCCCAUCUAGAUUCUAUUCUCAAUCCGAACCCCCGACCCCCGACCCCUGAAAUUCAGAAAUCUCUUUUUAGCAUGUCUCCCAUCUUGUGUUUUUGUCGUAAAUCUUUUGUUUUUAUUAUGAUUCGAUUCGAUGUGAGUAGUCAAUCUUCUCGUAAAGUUAUUGUUCUCAAAAAAGUAUUUUUCUUCAUUCUCUAUUUUGUCGAAUAAUUUAUAACCCUUCCCCCCGUUUUUUUCUGCUCCUCGAACAUAUUUCUUCUUUCCGGCCGGUGUGGUUCAUUCCAUUCCAUUCCAUCAUAUUUUUUAUUAUUCGCAUUGCCCUCCUCAACUUUUUCCCCAUUUUUUUUUUCUUGAAAGUCGACACAUUCGUUUCUUUUGAUUAGUUUUGUCCCGUGUCCUUUUUAAUUUUCUCCAAAAAAAAUUGUUUUUCUGUCAUCCCGCUUUUUCCAUUAUGAUGAUGAUGAGCAAUCGCAAAAUUUUUCUUUGCAAAAAAAAGUUUCCAUGGAGAAAUGGGAAACGGAGACAAAGAGUACUGUAGAUCUGUCUGGACUUGGAAAAUUUUAAAUUGUCGUGGAUCAGGCUGGAGCUGGGCAGCUAAUUUUUGAGCCAAGAUCCGAUGUCUGAACUUUGAUCCAAAACAUCUGUGCUCACAUCAGAGAACCUUUUUGAAUCAAGAAUGGUUGCAGUUAAAACUGUGUGCGGUAGUUGCAUUUAAGCCACGCCCACUUGAGAAAAAUUCUGCGGAAAUUCGAAAUAUGCUUUCUAGACUUGUAGAAACUUCGAAAAAUCAGAUUUUAUGAUUUUUGAAAACUAAACUGGGACGUUCCCAUGUGUCAACCAAAUUUCGGGUCCCUACCAACAGGAUUUCUGAUUUCUGACCUUAUAAAUGUGGAGCCUCUGAAGUGUGAGGACUCAAAAUGACACCUGUUUUUGGUUCAUCUAAAAAAUUAAUGCAAAUUAGAAUAACUCUCUUGAGAUUGUCUAUUUGGAAAAAUAUUUUCAUAAUUCAUUCUGUUCACCUGAUGCUUUUCUUUUCUUUUUCCACUGUACGUCACUAACUUCUUUGAAAUUCUGAAUAAUUUAUUUGUUUCAUUUUAACAAAGACAUAAGUGUGAAUCUCUACAGUAACAAAUGAAUAAUUAAAACUGGAAAAUUUGCCAAAAUGUGUGAAGCAGCAAAAUAUGUUCUUCUUCUUCUUCGUUUUUUCGCUUCUUUCUUUUUUAGUUAAUAAGAAUUCUAGCUGCUCCUAGCAACGAGCUAGCUCAAAAAAGGAGCACACACACACACAAUGAAAUGAGCUCACACUUUUUUUGUUUUUUCUCUACCGAUCGACAAGAAAGUAACUAACCGACUGACUGAAAGACUGACUGACUCCAAUAUAUAUUACUAGUAGUUUAUUACUAUUAUGAUUGAUGAAACUGUUCUAGUUCCAAUGAUAGAUUUAGUUGGAUCUUCUGAAGAUGAAGAUGGAGAGAAUAAAAAUCAUCGGCAAACUAAAAAUCUUCGAAGAUCAACACUUUUAUUACCAUCGCAUUUAUCGAAUAUUGAAAUGAUUCGAAGACAUUCAAUACAAAAUGGAAAAGCGAUUAUGAAUCAUCGAACAAGUAGUAGUUUAUCACUUUUGAGUCCACCUUUAAUGGCUCCAAGUCCAUUUUCUGAUAUAACAACAUCUUCGAGAAGACCGCUUGUUUCAAAACAUUCGAAUUCGAGUAUGAUUGGAGGGGAGAAAAAGACGAAACCUGUGGCGGAUAUUGCUCAUGUUAGUUUUUUUGGAUAUUUUUUCACGAAGAGGGUUUGGCAAAAUUGAAACUCUUCUAUUUAAAUAUUUUGGGCCGUGGAAGAGAAAACCAAAUUUGUUUUUUUAGUGGAAAUAUUUGGUUUUCUAG